Oncorhynchus nerka (sockeye salmon) is the source of this 3739-nucleotide messenger RNA. RefSeq names its product signal transducer and activator of transcription 1b (gene stat1b). Lineage: Eukaryota; Metazoa; Chordata; Actinopteri; Salmoniformes; Salmonidae. The transcript has 25 exons. The record is from RefSeq and is a predicted model, not a curated record. Bases 197 to 2461 code for a protein of 754 amino acids. Gene Ontology annotation, molecular function: RNA polymerase II cis-regulatory region sequence-specific DNA binding; DNA-binding transcription factor activity, RNA polymerase II-specific. Gene Ontology annotation, biological process: regulation of transcription by RNA polymerase II; type I interferon-mediated signaling pathway; cell surface receptor signaling pathway via JAK-STAT.
UAUGACAGGCUUUAUCGCAUAUGGGCUGUGCCAUUGAACAGCUGUUCAUAUAAAAGUUGGUAUUUUCAGAAUUAUUUUAUUGACAAUACAAAUGUUAAUAUCAUAUGUUGUCUGAGCCACCAGGCUGCUGAAGUGGAGGGACCUUUCCCAUUUAUCUUGACUUCACCUUUUCGUACCGUUUUCAACGUUAUUCAAGAUGGCCCAGUGGUUCCAGCUGCAGCAGCUAGACUCCAAGUACCUGGAGCAGGUGGACCAGCUGUAUGAUGAUACUUUCCCUAUGGAGAUCCGCCAGUACCUCAGUGCCUGGAUAGAGAGCCAUGACUGGGACAUGGUGGCCACCAGCGAUUCUCUUGCAGCGGUCCGUUUCCAUGACCUCCUGGCCCAGUUGGAUGUUCAGUACAGCCGCUUCGCCCUGGAGAACAACUUCCUGUUGCAACACAAUAUACGCAAGAUUAAACGCAACCUGCAGGACCACUUCCAGGAAGACCCUUUGCAGAUGGCCAUGAUAAUCUGUAACUGUCUGAAAGAGGAGAAGAAGAUCCUGGCCUCCAUCAUCAAAAAAGAGGAUAAUGUGGGGUCCACACCAAACAACAUGGUGUUGGAGAAACAGAAGGAGCUGGACAACAACGUUAAAGACCUGAGGAACCGAGUUCAGGUUUCAGAGCAUGAGAUUAAGUCACUGGAGGACCUACAGGAUGAACACGACUUCAAGAAGAAGACACUGCAGAGCCGAGUGGAACAAGAGGUGAAUGGGAUGGCACAGUCACAGCCGGUAUGGAAAGAGAUCCGCGAAGAGGAGAUUGUAAUCAGCAAGAUGUUCAUCAAACUCAACAUAACCAGAGAGGUGGUGGUGAAUCAGAUUUCUGACAUCUUGUGCUUGGCCGAGCAGAUCCAGUUCAACCUGGUGACAGUGGAGGUACCUGAGUGGAAGCACAGACAGCAGAUAGCUUGCAUCGGUGGUCCGCCUAACGCCUGUUUGGACCAGCUACAAAUCUGGUUCACUGCUGUGGCAGAGGGCUUACAGCAGGUGCGUCAGCAGCUGAAGAUGCUCCAGGAGCUAGAACAGAAGUACACGUACGAGAAUGACCCCGUCACUCAGGGCAAAAGCGCUCUGGAGGAACGCGCUCUCGCCCUAUUCAAGUACCUCAUUGUCAAUUCUAUCGUGGUGGAGAGACAGCCCUGUAUGCCCACUCACCCUCAAAGACCCAUGGUGCUGAAGACUGGGGUGCAGUUCACUGUCAAAAUCAGACUCCUGGUGAAGCUCCAGGAGUUCAACUACCAGCUCAAAGUCAAAGCUGUGUUUGACAAGAACGUCACUGAGAAGAGCACAGUGAGAGGGGUCCGGAAAUUCAACAUCUUGGGAACCAACACUAAGGUUAUGAACAUGGAGGAGUCCAAUGGAAGCUUGGCAGCAGAAUUCAGACACCUGCAACUAAAGGAACAGAAAGUUACAGGCAACAGAUCACAUGAGGGUCCUCUCAUAGUGACGGAGGAGCUCCACUCUAUUAGCUUUGAGACUCAACUCUGUCAGCCAGGACUCCAGGUCGAACUAGAGACAAUGUCCCUGCCCAUUGUGGUCAUCUCCAACAUUAGCCAGCUGCCCAGUGCCUGGGCCUCUGUCAUGUGGUACAACAUGCUGACCUGUGAGUCCAAGAAUCUGUCGUUCUUCCUGAGCCCUCCUCAGGCCACCUGGAGCCAGUUGUCAAACGUGCUGAGCUGGCAGUUCUCCUCCAUAACCAAGCGAGGCCUCAACGACGAGCAGCUGAGCAUGCUGGGAGACAAGCUCCUGGGUGGAGAAGCAGCCGGAAACCCUAAUGGGCUCAUCCCCUGGACCAAGUUCUGCAAGAAUGUGAAUGAGAAGAGCUUUCCCUUCUGGCUGUGGAUCGAGGGAAUACUGGACCUGAUCAAGAGACACCUGCUGUGUCUGUGGAAUGAUGGGUGUAUCAUUGGCUUUGUUAGUAAGGAGAGAGAGAAGGCCCUGCUGAAGGACAAGGAGCCUGGAACUUUCCUGCUGCGCUUCAGUGAGAGCAGCCGAGAGGGAGCCAUUACCUUCACCUGGGUGGAGGGCUCCAAUAAUGAUGUCCAUUUCCACGCGGUGGAGCCCUACACUAAGAAGGAGCUGGCCGCUGUCUCUUUUCCUGACAUCCUCCGCAACUACAAGGUGAUGGCUGCCGAGAACAUCCCUGAGAACCCUCUGCUCUACCUCUACCCCAACAUCCCCAAAGAGAGCGCCUUCACACGCUACUACAGCCGCCCCACAGAAGCUGCUGAGCCAAUGGAGUUGGAGAGUGCCUCUGAGGCUGGCUACAUUAAGACGGAGCUCAUCUCUGUGUCUGAAGUCCACCCCUCCAGACUACAGGACGCCAUGCUGCCCAUGAGUCCCGAAGUGUAUGGAGAGCUGACCAGGAUUAUUAACCCUGAUGAGAUUGAAAAUGUGAUGUGCACUCCCUUCCCAAACUAAUCUGCCCUCUUCAGGUGGUGCCCAGGAAAAUUUGUUGAUGUCCAGUUGGUAGUCUUGUCCCAUCGCUGCAACUCCUGUUCGAACUCGGGAGAGGCGAAGGUCAAGAGCCAUGCGUCCGCUGAAACAUGGCCCUGCUUCUUGACACAUUGCUUGAUUAACCCAGAAGCCAGCUGCACCAAUGUCUCGAAGGAAACACCGCACAACUGGCGACCGCCACAGGAGUCGCUACAGCGCAAUGGGACAAGGACAUCACGUCCCAACAUUUCUCCAAGUUUCUCCAAGCCCUAGUUAUUUUGUUGCUUUGACAAAGUCAUUUCUGAAGAUUAUUUUUUAUUUCAUGUGAGUAGGGAUUCAUUUGCAUCAGUCCCUCAUUUUAAGGUCAAACCUGUUACGUAAACUGAGCUCUCGUUUUAAUUUGGUGAAACUAUUCCUUUUGAAAUAUUGCUUUCAAAAGAAACAUUGAACAUCUAAUAGUCAAAUCACAGAGUAAACGCAGGAGUGCUGGAUCUACUCUUUUUUUGUACAUUUUCUGGUGUUUUGUGGUGGAUAACUGUGUAGGUCGAGCGUAACAUGCCAACCCUGUUAGCCAUAGAUAGGCUAGAAGUGUUUUAACAAUUACAUUUUUGGGGUGAAGCUUGCAUGCAAUUGCCCUGAUACUAACCCUGUUACGGUCAACCCUGAUACUUUAUUUGGCACUGAUAGUUUUGAGAUGGGAAAACAUGUUUAUGAAGUUGAACAUGUGCUCUUUAUGACAGAAUGUGAAAAUUUGGUGAUAUCAAAUGUUUUCUUUGACCAAGUGUGAUGGCCCCUCCCUGCUCUGGUUUAUGGGUUUUGCUGUGCUUACUUUCUGCAGGAGAUUGGUGGGUGGAGUAGGAGAGGUGGGCGGAGCUGGGAGGGUCGUCAGUGCUGAUUGGGGCACACCUGUGGAAGCUCAGCUGUGGCAUAAAGCCAAUGUUUCCCCCCCCCAUUCAGCAAGAGAUUCCUCUCUCCGUGCAUACCUUUGGUUGUGUUGUUGUGGCUUUGGCAGUUGACACCUAAUUUACUGACCUUCAUGUCUCAUCUGAUUAUUUCUGUGAGUGUUUAUUUAUGGUAUAAAUUAAUUUUGUUAUUCCUUUACUCAGUGUGUGGUUUCCCAUUGUUUGUUACAAUCUUGAGCCAGGUUGUAACAAGUUAUACAGAAUUUGUGGAAUGACCCUUAUGUGGAAAGUACUUCUAAACGGUACUCACGACUGCCUGGACUUCAUUUUUUUCAAUUCAUUAAAAAUCUGAGCUCUCUCA